UAAAGCACUCCUCUCUCUCUCUCUCUCUCUCUCUCUCUCUCUCCUUGUUCUUGUUCUUCUUUUUUUUUUAUCCUUUGCCAAAACAAACAAAAAUGUCCAAUCUGCAUCUCCAUUCCUGUACACUCUCACAGUUUCAAGAUCCAACUUGUGUAUAGAUAGAGGCUGAGAGAAAGAGAGGUCAGGCUUGUUUUUGUUGGAGGAAGUGCUUGAUAAGUUUAAGAUCUGAGAAAGAAAUGGGAAGCAAAUGGAGAAAGGCAAAAUUAGCUCUUGGCCUGAACAUGUGUCUUUAUGUCCCUCCGACUGAUGCUGAACAACGUGAUUCUUCCUCCCCACCUUCUCCUGCUAGACUAUUCUCCCGCUCCUCUCACGGGCCUACUACUCCUACCCCAUCUUCUUCCGGCCUCCGCUUGUCCACAUCCCCCGAGAGCAACAAUAAGAGGACCUGUGCAAUAUGCCUGACUGCCAUGAAAACGGGGCAGGGCCAAGCCAUUUUUAUGGCAGAAUGCUCCCACUCCUUCCACUUCCAUUGCAUUGCCUCUAAUGUGAAGCAUGGGAACAAGAUUUGUCCAGUUUGCCGAGCAAAGUGGAAAGAAAUCCCCUUUCAAAGAUCUGUUUCUGAUGUUACUCAUGGAAAGCCAAGAAUGAGCGCGCUAGGUUGGCCCCAAGAUGAUGCUUGGAUGACUGUUCUAAGACGGCUUCCUCCAGCUCGAACGGAUGCAAACAGGCAUAUUUCAUCACAUUAUCAAGCCAUUGAACCAGCUAUCUUUGAUGAUGAUGAAGACUUGGAUCCUCAACACGAGACUGCUGAGGGAAACACAUCCACUAAAGAUGCUGGUGAUGUUAAUUCUGUGAGAACUGUAGAGGUUUUCACAUAUACAGAAGUUUCAGCAGUUCCAAAAUCAGUCUCUUAUGAUAAUUUCACCAUACUAAUCCAUCUCAAGGCCCCUCUUACAAGUGGAAGACAGAAUAGGAACUGGAAUCAUGCUGAAUCACCACAAUCAUCUCAAGAUUCUCGCGCUCCGGUUGAUCUCGUUACCGUGCUUGAUGUUAGUGGCAGCAUGUCUGGUACAAAGCUUGCUUUGCUAAAACGAGCUAUGGGGUUUGUGAUCCAGAAUCUGGGUCCAUCUGACCGACUGUCUGUUAUUGCCUUCUCAUCCACAGCCCGACGCCACUUUCCUCUUCGUCGCAUGACAGAGACCGGAAAGCUCGAGGCCUUACAGGCUAUUAAUUCUCUGGUUUCUAGUGGUGGGACAAACAUUGCUGAAGGUUUAAGGAAAGGUUUCAAGGUGAUGGUUGAUCGCAAAUGGAAGAAUCCAGUUUGUAGCAUCAUACUAUUAUCUGAUGGGCAGGAUACAUAUACUAUCUCUGGUACUAGCGCGACCCGUCCUCAAGCAGAUUACAAAUCUCUUCUCCCAACAUCAAUUCACCAGAAUGGUAGUGCGGGGCUCUGUAUUCCUGUGCAUGCAUUUGGGUUUGGUUCAGACCAUGAUGCUGCAUCAAUGCAUUCAAUUUCUGAGAUUUCAGGUGGCACAUUUUCAUUCAUAGAAGCCGAAGGUGUGAUUCAGGAUGCAUUUGCACAGUGCAUAGGAGGGCUAUUGAGUGUAGUGGUGCAAGAGCUACAGGUCAAAGUUGAGUGUCUUCAUCCAAGAUUGGAAAUUGGUUCAAUUCAAGCAGGUAGUUACAAAAGCAGCAUCAUGACCAAUGCAAUUAUGGGCUUUGUUGAUGUUGGAGACUUGUAUGCUGAAGAAGAAAGGGAUUUCUUGGUAACAGUCAAUAUUCCAGUUGAUGGUACCAGUGAUGAGAUGUCAUUGCUAAAGGUCAGUUGUACUUACAGAGAUCCUAUGACAAAAGGUAUGAUGACUCUUGAGGAAGCUAGCCAAGUAAAGAUCCAAAGGCCUGAAAUAACUGGAACACGAGUGGUGUCGAUGGAAGUAGAUAAGCAACGAAACAGACUCCGUGCAGCAGAGGCAAUGGCUGAGGCUAGAGCUGCAGCUGAAAAUGGUGAUCUAGCUCGUGCGGUCUCUGUCCUGGAGAGCUGUGGCAAAGCAUUGUCAGAAACUGCAUCUACUCGGGCAGGUGACAGACUGUGUAUUGCACUGUGCGAGGAGUUGAAGGAGAUGCAAGAACGGAUGGCAAGCCGGCAGGUAUAUGAAACAUCUGGAAGGGCUUACAUUCUAUCAGGUUUGAGCUCACACUCAUGGCAAAGAGCAACUGCGCGAGGUGAUUCCACUGAUAGUACAAACCUCAUGCAAGCUUACCAGACGCCAUCAAUGGCAGACAUGGUAACCCAGUCUCAGACCAUGGUAUUUGGUACCCCAUCUUCUCAACGGAAACUUAGGCAAACUAUGUCAUUUCCAGCUGCCAGACCACGGCCAAGGUAGUUUUUGGUGGUGUCCAGAAAUUCUCCUCACGUAUAAUUCCAUAUCCAUGAACCUUUUUUGUUCAUUUAAAAUUUUGUUUUUCCUCUUCAUGUCAGUUUGUAUCAAGGUUAGAUUGGAAAGGAAAGGGGGUGGGGGGUUUGGUAUUUUGACAAUUGUGGGUGUAUUUUCCUGUCUUGCUAUGUAAAUGAAUAAGAAAAAAUGGGGGGUGUUUCUCUGAGAGAUAAAACAGUGAAAAGAAAGGUGGUGGGGGUCAGGUUCUUACUCAUGCGCAUCAUGGAUGAUGAUGUACAUAAGGAGAUUUGAUGUUUUAUUUAGUAUAGCCCGCCCUGUAAACUGUGGGGAUACUCGGGGGGUGAAUUCUUCUCUUAAAUAUAUGAUAUGAUUUAUAUAUAUUGCCCUCGAUUCUUUUCA
Molecule: messenger RNA, 2792 nt
Organism: Populus euphratica (Euphrates poplar)
Lineage: Eukaryota; Viridiplantae; Streptophyta; Magnoliopsida; Malpighiales; Salicaceae
Exons: 2
Coding region: 234-2381 (715 amino acids)
Source: RefSeq, a predicted model, not a curated record